AGGAGUAUCGAAUGCCAGUUUGGUGUGCACUGUACGCUGGAACCUUCACUGGAAAAACUCAUUGCGAGUUCAAGUUAAAUAGGCACAAGAUUUAACUUUAUUUACCAACUGUUUUCUUUUUUUAAUAGACUCUCAAUUGGAUUACUCACUCGUAUCAAUGACGUGAUGUUUAAGAGACUAUUCAUGCCCUUUGGAAGAAGCAGUUCAGCGCGGACUUCGAACAUGAGUUGGUGUCCACAAUAUACAGGCAGAGUGUAACAUUUCAAGUGGAUUGUAAAUUCAAUUCACCGGAGCCUAACGUCCACCUGAAAUAAGGAUUUUGUGCAUUUUAUCACGACUGUUUUUGAGUCUGCUACUACACGGAUGGAGUAGGCUACUUUGGUGAUACGCACAAUCUUUUCUGUCAGAGCGUUUUUUUUUGUAGUCGAUAAAAUGAAAUGGAUGUAUCUAUAGACAACGGCUUCGCCAUACAAAGAAGAGUAUGAUAAUACAGUUGCGCCAACUGGACAAAACAGAUGUUUACUGAAGAAGCAAGAACAAAAGGGUCACAUUUACUGUAGCCUGCUAAUUAAAUGUGCAUCAACAACCGCAAAACGCACUCCAGAACACAGGUUCGCGGGUGAAGACUACUUGUUACUGGACUCAACAUUAUUUUAUGACCAGUAACAAUUUUGAAACUUGUUCUGUCAAUGUGUUUAAACGUGCGCAUAUCAUACCUUACAAAUAUAUUAGACACCGGUAAGGUGAUGAGAUAAAGAAUCCAGAACAUUGUCUCACCAGCAAGAUAUACUUGUUCUGCUUGCAUAGCCUACACGAAACAGGGGAAAAUAAAUUGAUGGUUAAGAUAUCAUUUGCCGUCGUCAACGAGGUUUUACGCAUCAUCUAGGCUAGGCUACAUGCGACACUAUUGAAUGGGAUCUAGAAUUGUGCGAGAUUUACACUAUAUCCACAUUUUCGAAUGAUUUCAUCGUGCCGUUGAUUAAUUUGCCUGACUGAAUAAGCGUGGAAAUGGCAGGCUCCGGUUCCAAUUGGAAGUACUACCUUUGGAUUUUGACAGUCUUGUGCAGGUCGCUGUUGCCCUUUGCCAAAUCGUUGGAAUCGGUGAUUUGGAACUCUCAAAACCCCAAAUUUCAGUAUGGGAAGGGCUUGGUGAUCUACCCAGAGAUAGGGGACAAGUUGGACAUUAUCUGCCCAAAGGCAGACAUGGGGCGGCCAUAUGAGUUUUACAAACUGUACCUGGUGAAGAAGGACCAGGCAGACCAGUGUAGCACAAUCAUGGACCCCAAUGUGUUGGUCAACUGCAACAAACCUGAGAAGGACAUCAAAUUCACCAUCAAGUUUCAGGAGUUCAGUCCAAACUACAUGGGCCUGGAGUUCAAAAAGAACAUCAACUACUUCAUCACAUCCACGUCCAAUGGGACCCUGGAGGGUCUAGAGAACAGGGAAGGAGGUGUCUGCAACACCCUCUCCAUGAAGAUCGUCAUGAAAGUGGGCCAGGACCCGAACACAGUUGUACCGGACCCAGUGAUAACAGACAAGCCAAGCCAAGAGCAUGACAACACUGUGAAGGAGACAACCACCAGCCCAAAUAAGAAGAAGGGGGGCAGUGGUGGGGCCGUGGAGCCAGGCAACAAAGACACCAUGAACCAGGACAACAAGUCCAACUCAGCAGAGGGUAUUUUUGCCUCCAAGCCAGCGCUGUUUGCUGCCAUCGGGGCGGGAUGCGUCAUCUUCUUGCUGAUCAUCAUCAUCCUCAUCGUCCUGCUGAUCAAGCUGAGGAAGAGGAACCGCAAGCACACCCAGCAGCGGACCACCGCUCUGUCACUCAGCACGCUGGCCAGCCCCAAGUGCUCUGGGAACGCUGGCUCGGAACCCAGUGACAUCAUCAUCCCGCUACGGACUACAGAAAACAACUACUGCCCCCAUUACGAGAAGGUGAGCGGGGACUACGGCCAUCCAGUUUAUAUAGUCCAGGAGAUGCCCCCGCAAAGCCCAGCCAACAUCUACUACAAGGUCUAAGGCAAAGACUAUCUUUAGGAUGUUUGCUUGUAGGGGAGAAUUCUGGCCUACCUUUUACUACCUUGUCCAUCUGAUGUUCAAAAACACUUUUGAUGUUCAUGGACACGGUAGUUGAAUAAUUUUGUAUGUUUCCGGAUAGGCCAGGUUUGUGUCGUCUUCUUCUCUUCCUGCUUCUUGCUAGAAAUUUGACAUUUGAAUUUUGCUAUACUGUGUGUCUGAGAGGACUGUAAGAUGGUCAAGCCUAUGGAGUAGAGAAGCCUUUGCAUUGACAAUGGAGACUAGUUGCAAACAGGGUAUACUACACAAACAAAGGACCCUGCAAUAGGGCUGUCACUCAUGGGCUCCAUUCCUGUAAUGAAGCCUCCAUGGUUUGCUCAGAGACAGAAAAAGGCACAGUGUGAUGAUAUAGCAUAACACACUUCCCUUUCACAAAAUGUUUUACCUGCACUAUUCUUUUCUAUGAGUCACCUACAGCAGCUCCCUUUUCACCAAUGCCUGCUCCUUCAACGUUGUGUUUCUUUUCUACUGAAUGUCUAGAUACUAUAUUAUGGUAAAUAUUAAUAUUUUUCAUGUCCUUUACUGAUACUUUGCCACAUGUAGGGGGAUCUGUGUCGUUCAUGGCUAUUUUGAGGUUGUCCACUCUUUCUCUUAUAUAUAUAUAUAAAAAAUACUUACAUUUAUCAAUCUAGGUGACAUAAUUGUGUUAAAUAAGUAUCUCCUCUUCUACUUCUCUAAGCGUGUCUGAACAGGCAAAGUCAGGUAUGCAACUGU
Molecule: messenger RNA, 2790 nt
Organism: Coregonus clupeaformis (lake whitefish)
Lineage: Eukaryota; Metazoa; Chordata; Actinopteri; Salmoniformes; Salmonidae
Product: ephrin-B1-like
Exons: 5
Coding region: 1009-2019 (336 amino acids)
Biological process (GO): ephrin receptor signaling pathway; axon guidance
Cellular component (GO): plasma membrane
Molecular function (GO): ephrin receptor binding
Source: RefSeq, a predicted model, not a curated record